This is a messenger RNA of Coregonus clupeaformis (lake whitefish), 3117 nucleotides long. RefSeq names its product 3 beta-hydroxysteroid dehydrogenase type 7. The coding region runs from base 369 to 1469 and encodes 366 amino acids. The transcript has 7 exons. Gene Ontology annotation, molecular function: 3-beta-hydroxy-Delta5-steroid dehydrogenase (NAD+) activity. NCBI's taxonomy places the organism in Eukaryota, Metazoa, Chordata, Actinopteri, Salmoniformes, Salmonidae. The record is from RefSeq and is a predicted model, not a curated record. Gene Ontology annotation, biological process: steroid biosynthetic process.
CUGCAAUCUAGCUUUCAGGGGGGAGGUACCAGACCGAAGCGGCAUAUCCAUAUAGGUUCGUCAACCACGGACGGCUGAUACUAGCUGGGUAGCUGUUACAAAAGGGAUUGUAUAAUACAUAGUAGUCUUUUUGAUAUCGUCUUCUCCUAUCCUGUGUGGUACUAUACUGUAUGUCAUCAGGGUGAGUGUGCAUAGUGGAACGCGUACAGGAACUUGCAGGCUUGCCGGAAACGGCAAUGCCCUCGUGCAUAGAGAGGAGACAACAGAAGAACAUUGGAUCGCGGAGAGGGUUGUAGAAGAUCAACAAGAACGACGACUCAGUAACUAAUCAACUAAACAUCAAUUGGUGAUAGUAGCAACAGUGAAGAAUGUCGACUAAAGAACGGGGUCUGGUUUAUCUAGUCACAGGGGGCUGUGGGUUCGUCGGACAACACCUGUUACAGGUCCUUUUGGAGAAAGAGGAUGCGGUAACGGAAAUUCGACUUUUUGACAAACACAUCGACUCAAGUUUAAAUGGCCACAGCACAGAGCAGGUAAAGGUGGUGGUGACGCAGGGGGACAUUACAGAUUACUCCAGUGUCCUGGAGGUGUCCAAGGGGGCAGACCUGGUCAUCCACACGGCCAGCCUGGUGGAUGUCUGGCACAGAGUCCCUGAGACGGUCAUCCAGGCUGUGAAUGUUCAAGGAACUGUGAAUGUGAUCAAUGCCUGUGUGGAGAAUGGUAUCCAGUAUCUGGUCUACACCAGCAGCAUGGAGGUGGUCGGCCCCAAUGUAAAAGGAGACCCCUUUAUCAGAGGUGAUGAAGACACAGUGUACAAUGUUUAUCAUGAAAUGCCCUACCCCAGGAGCAAGGCCAAGGCAGAGAAACUGGUGCUGGAGGCCAACGGCAAUAAGGUGAAUGGAGGGGCCUGCUUGUACACAUGCUCCCUCCGUCCCACAGGGAUCUAUGGUGAGCAGCACCAGCUGAUGAGGGACUUCUAUCAGAUGGGUGUGAGGACAGGGGGCUGGAUCAUUCGAGGCGUCCCACAGGACACGGAACAUGGUCGUGUCUAUGCAGGCAACGUGGCUUGGAUGCAUCUGCUGGCUGCUCGCUCCCUGAGAGAGCGCCCCCAAAGGCUUGGAGGGGAGGUUUACUUCUGCUAUGACGACUCACCCUACAAGAGUUAUGAGGAUUUCAACAUGCAGUUCCUGUCUGGGUUCAACUUCCGCCAGGUUCGUGUGCCGCUGUUGGUGCUGUGGGUCGUGGCCUGCCUGAAUGACCUGCUCCGCUGGGUGCUGAAACCUGUGUGCAGCUACACACCAUUACUCAACCGCUACACACUCGCUGUGGCCAGCACCUCCUUCACAGUGGGUUCAGACAAGGCCCAGCGCCACUUCCAAUACCGCCCUCUCUAUGACUGGGACCAGUGCAAGGCCCGCACACAGAGAUGGGUGGACACCUUUCCCUUCGCAGGCCCCAAGGAAUCCUGAUCUGGGCUGAUCUGCUGGGCGGAACCUGGUCUGUGCUGAACCAAUGCACCACACAUCAUAACCUGGAAUGAUAGGACUUUCUCUGAUUUAUAUUCUCACUAUGUUUGCUCCAUCAUAAGCAGUAUUAUCAUUACAUGUAUGCAAACGAACUCUUGACCCCUGAACUCUUAAACCAUGAACCAUGACCUCCUGCACUUGUUCUUCAAAAAUGUUGUUAUUCCAGCUGAGUUAUGUCCUCCUACCUGUCACUACUUGUGGCUAGCCUGUAGUUCCUCAGGCAAAAUGAUGACAAAGCAUGUUCCACACUGAAAUGGGUCACUUAUCCAUCCCAUGAUCUUCUGAUUCACAUGAGACCCUUCCCAGCCCUUAAUAAGAGAUUAUGCAUUGGACAUUCAAUAUAAAUAGUUUGGUGCUUCAUCGGACAUUGCAAUAUCCAAGGGGUAGAUAUAAUGUGAUUGUAGUCAUAAAAGGGCAAAGGUAUGUGAUAUGGGAAAGCUGCUCAUUAAUUAUUUUGAGUCUAUCUUCAGCAAUACACAGUGCAAAACAUUGCUGUACAUAUUUCGCCAUACAUACAUGAAAAUGCAAUACAUUUUUCAUAAAACAUCAUCACUACAUAGACUUGAUCUGUUUUUGUUGAGAAGAGUGCUGGUACAGAAAAUAAGUAUUAAACAUGCAUUAAUGCACACAGAGAAUAUUGUUGUAAUUAUAAACGUCUGAAUAUGUUCUAUGUGGUUGUAGAGUUUUGAAUACAUUACUACUAAGGUGAUUUUAUAAUCUGAAUCCACUGCCAAUUAAAAAACAAUUUAAAAUUCAUUUAAAAAACAUUUGCCAGUGCAAUUAGAUUUUUAGACAGAGAAAAGGUUAAUUAUAUAUUCCAUACCUAUUGAUGAUAUUCUCAUUUUGAGAAGUAGCAUAACUUAAAGAGCAACUGAAGGCAAUAAACAACUUCUCUGGUAGAAAGUGGCCUAUGUCUCCAACUAUAAAUUGAAGAAAUGAAUAUACAAAUAUUGAAAGCAUUUCAUGAGACAACUAUAAAAGAUGUGUAACAUGAAAAUAUUGUCCCAUUUACCAUGUGUAAUUUAUUGACGGUCCCUAACUAGCCCCAGAUAUAGGCUAUCCAAAGUCAAACCAAUUUUGCCCCGGUGGCACACCAGCCGGCUGAUGCAAAUUGGCGAAAUAAGUUGGCUAGCUUGCUAGCUAGUCUAGGAUUCUUCUAGACACAAGACCUUGUUAGACUGUUUCAGUUAUCUAAACGGUUGAGUGACUGUAACAGUGUACAGUUUUGGCAGCGUGAAAGUACAAAUGCUUCCCACGUUCGAACAUACACGAGACACCCAGUUGCAUUUCCUAAUGAGGAGAAUUGAAACCAGGACUCAAUCAGGAAGUUCAGUCCCCUUUAAGAAAACAAUAGACAUACUUGGAACAAAGGGGAAGAUGGGCUCGUGGUAAGGACUGGAGCGGAAUUGGUGGAAUGGUAUCAAACACAUGGUUUCCAUGUGUUCAAUGCCAUUCCAGCCAUUAUUAUGAGCCAUCAUCCCCUCUGCAGCCUCCCGGGACUUGGAAACAAUACUCUUUCUGUAUUGAAUAUUGUAUUGAAUAUGUAUUAUGUAUUUAUUUGUUUAAUUCCAAAUACAAGUAUUUUAAUUCA